Molecule: messenger RNA, 1075 nt
Organism: Rhodamnia argentea
Lineage: Eukaryota; Viridiplantae; Streptophyta; Magnoliopsida; Myrtales; Myrtaceae
Product: protein DMP5-like
Exons: 1
Coding region: 198-875 (225 amino acids)
Biological process (GO): endomembrane system organization
Source: RefSeq, a predicted model, not a curated record
UUCUUCUUCUUCUUCUUCCGACGUAAGCUCACGCGGCACCUAACCAUCCUCAUCGUAUUCCAACACGUUACUCUUAUAUAUAAACAGACUUGUCUCCCCCCCCCUCCAUUUCACAAUCCCACACGCUUUACACCCCAGAAACAACAUUUUUUUCCAUCCGCCAAACUUCUCCUCGCGAUCUCAUUCGCCUCUCGAAGAUGUCCGAUUUGAGAACCAGGACUACGUCCACCAAGCGGCCAUCUGUGCCGGCCACGAGCGAAGCUUCGACCAGCAGCGGCAGCGGCAGCGACCAUGAGCCGGAGACGCCCAAGAGCCUCCAGCGGCCGUCUUCCUUCUCGCAGCGGGCGAUAUCGCAGACUCUCACCGGCACGGCCAACUUGGCCAACCUCCUCCCGACGGGAACCCUCUUGGCCUUCCAGCUCCUGAUGCCGGUCUUCACCAACAACGGCUCGUGCGACUCCGCCACGCGCCCGCUCACCAUCAUCCUCCUCGCGGUGCUCGCCGCGUCCUGCUUCAUCGCUAGUUUCACGGACAGCGUCAAGUCAUCCGAUGGCCAGGUCUACUACGGAUUCGCGACGUCGAAAGGACUGUACCUCUUCGACACGACCGUCCCGAGCACGAGCCUGCCCGAUCUGAGCAAGCACAAACGGGGGUUCAUAGACUGGGUCCACGCGCUGCUAUCGGUGCUGGUGUUCGGAGCGGUGGCCUUGAGGGACAAGAACGUGGUGAGAUGCCUGUACCCGCAGGCAGGGCACGAGGCGCAGGAGGUUAUGGACAUUGUUCCGGUCGGAAUUGGCCUCAUCUGCAGCUUGCUCUUUGUUGUUUUUCCUACAAGAAGGCACGGGAUCGGGUAUCCCAUCUCGCCGGGAAAGUGAUCAACACCAUUGUUGUGUUCAUCAGGGGGAUGUGGUGUUAUCUGAUCUGAUCUGGUCAAUCACUUGAUUUGAGUUUGGAGUCCUUGAUUCUUUUUUUGAAUUCAGAGGGGAGGCUGUAGCUUGUAUCAAAUAGUCCCCUCCCGCUCUCAUUUCCUCGUCGUUUUAUCUGGUUUAGUCAUAAAAUUGUCUGAUAAGACAAA